Molecule: messenger RNA, 879 nt
Organism: Onthophagus taurus
Lineage: Eukaryota; Metazoa; Arthropoda; Insecta; Coleoptera; Scarabaeidae
Source: RefSeq, a predicted model, not a curated record
AUGACAGACCUAAGGAGUUACAACAAACAAUUUAUAAUUGAGUUCAUAGAAUUGUAUAGAAGCCAUCCGUGCCUUUGGAAAAUUAAAUCUACUGAAUAUUCUGAUAGAGAUAAAAAAAAUAAAGCUUACGAAGACAUGAUAAUAAAAUUACAAGAAGUAGAUAAUUCCGCAACGAAAGAAUCUGUUAAAAAGAAAAUAGACUCUCUACGUGGUUGCUUCCGAAAGGAGUUAAAAAAAGUAAUACAAUCUAAGAAAUCUGGUUCGGGGACUGAUGAGGUGUACAAGCCCCAUUUCUGGUACUACGAAUAUUUAUUAUUCCUUACAGACCAGGAAACACCGAGAGAAACAGUAUCGAAUAUUGAUGAAGAGACAAAUAGCAAUCAAGUUUCUGACAAUGAAUUAACUCCUGAGGUGCUAGAAUCUCCCGGUAUCUGUUCACCGCCCACACCUAGUUCAUCUACAUCACAAACAUCUGUACGGCUAUCUAAAGCAUCGAAAAGAUACAACAAUAAAUGCGACGAAGUGUUAGACGUGAUUGGGAAACGUUUAUCAGAACCUUCGACCAGUAUUGCAGAUAAAUUUACUGAUAUUGGAAAAGCAUGGGCAUCGAAAUUAAGAGACCUCGAUCCCCAACAAGCUAUACACGCAGAAAAAUUAAUAAACGAUAUAUUCUACGAGGCACAGAUGGGAAAUUUAAAUCGCAAUUGUUUUGAUGAAUCUAACUAUACUCCUGUACUAUCCCCGGUAUCUCCUUUUGAAAAGAACGUAUGCACAGAUCGGGCGCUGUCAGCAUGUUCCAAUACUCCUUCAGUACGUUCUUCCGUUAGUAGCACAAGAAAGCGUAACAUAACGGACAGAGCCGACGAAAUUUUGGAGAAA